AGAAAUCCGUGGUUUAUUGUUUAUAAAAUGAAUGGGAAUCUCGCAAUAAAAGAAGGAUCAGGUUGAGAUAUUGAAAAACACUCAAUCGCUGUUGGAAGCGUGAAGGCAGCAAGGCAGUUGCGCCAGAGUAGUGACAUCAAAGCGAAUUGCACUGCCCUCUGGAUGAUGUAACUCUACUCAUGCUUGUUCUCAUGUUGACACCCAGUGUUCAAAUCAAACACGUUGCAUGGGAGUUGUUACUCCUCCGCAUUGUGGUUAUGCUCUUCUCUACUACAAACACAUUAAAGCGUUUCUUUCUCUUUGUUCAACAUUAAUAUCUUCUCCCAUCUUGGCAGCAUGAUUAAGCUAUCUUAAGAACUGACAACGGUGAGAAUUUUAUAAAACUUUUAUGGGUACAGGAGCAGCAUCGACAGCAACCACACCCGCUUCUCAAGACUGGAUUGGCACAGCCCCUCCCGGUGCCACCGAGGGUACCAAUUUACAUUAUGUCCUUUAUUCUGGUCAAUGUGUACAUAAAAUUGGUAUUUACGGUUGGAGGAAACGUUGUCUUUACCUGUUGGUUGUUCUAUUGAUGGCCAUGGUUAUUAUCAAUGUAGCCUUAACUAUUUGGAUUGUUAGAGUCAUGGAUUUUUCUACUGAUGGAAUGGGCCGAUUGAAAAUUCUACAAAAGGGUAUAAAAUUAGAUGGAGAAACACAUUUUUUACAAUCUCUCUAUGCAACAGAAAUUCGUUCCAGGAAAGAACAACCAUUAAAAAUCGAAUCUUAUCGAAAUAUUACUUUAAAUGCAAGAAAUAAAGAUGGAAUCAUCACGAAUAGGUUAUUUGUAGGAGAAUCUUUAGUAGAUGCUAUUGCUGAAAAAUUUAUUGUAAAAAACAGGAACGGUCAGAUUUUGUUUAGUGCGGAUGAUUCCGACGUUUCUAUAGCAACACAAAGGUUAAGAAUUACAGGAGUUGGAGGUGUUAGAUUCGAAGGGUCCAUUCAGACGCCACUAGUUAGAGCAGAACCAUAUGAGCAAUUAAGAUUAGAAUCACCGACUAGAAAGCUGAAAGUACAAGCUCCGCAUGGUGUUGAAAUUCAAUCUAGAGCGGGCGAUGUCAUUGCCAGUUGUUUAAAAGAUAUGAAAUUAGAAUCAAAACAAGGAGCUAUUUGGUUAGAUUCAGAUAAAAUAGAAAUGAAAAACUUGAAGACAGCACUACCGACGACAAGAGGACGUUCAUAUCCUGGUAUUUACCAAUUAUGCGUUUGUGAAAACGGUCGCAUGUUUCUUUCACCAUCUCAAGGUUUUUGCCAAGCAGACGAUUUGGUGUGUAAAAAUAGAAAAUAAAUGAAAUAAGCAAUCAUCCGUCGAACAAAUUAUACAAAGAAAAAGUUCCUCCGGAAUAUUCCGGACGGCUGAAGAUUCCAUUCCAAAUAAAGAAAGAAAAUAAACCAUAUAUUUGUGACACACCCGGCCUUGGUGCUAAGCUUUAAAAAGGGUUCGGAAAAGGUGCUUCCCACGUUUGGUAGAGAAGGAAAGUAAAUAUUGUUAAAGUUUGAAGAAAAGUUAAACGUUUGCAACUAGAGAUACUAGAAGUCGAAAUAUUGUAAACUAUGCAGAAAUUGUACCAAUGUAUUUCUUAGGGACGAGUACAAAGUGACAUUUCAGUUUCUCUGAAUAUUUUGAGGGCCGGUUGACAAUUCCAGUGACAUUUCAAGAUUAAAGCAAUGUAGAGGGAUUUAAUCUUAUUUCCGAUUCUGUCAGUGUCUUUUGGACCCUAGCACUUUACGAGAUGUUAUGGAAAGAAAGUAAACACGGCUGCAGAAAGCGACUUUUAGCAUAAAAUGUUAUUUCAAUACACAUCACGUUGGAGUAGACUGUGUAUAGCAACAAUGAUUCAUCGGCUUAGCAAAGCACAACAUUAAAUCAGGGAACGUACUUUAUUCCAAAUAGUUGACACUUCGAGUGAUUUACAGAGUUUUGAAUAUAAAAAAGCAUACAUUGGCUUAAUAGAAAAUGUUCUUCCUUUAAUUCUUUUAAAAUGCUUUAAAAAAACGGAUUAAAAUGCCAGAUAUUACAACUUUUUAUUAUAUUUGGCUUUUUUGGAUUACUGUAUAUGAAAGUUUUCUUAUUAUUACGCUAUAUUGACAAUUAUAAAACGAAGAAAGGAAUAUUUAUAAACAAAAAAAUCACAACAUUCUACGAUUAAACAUCUUUCAAUGUUGCAAUAUUCAGAAAUUUUCUAAAUAAUUAAAUAUUCAAUUUAAAAAAAAAUGAAACAAAAUCAUAGUAAAAGUCAUCUUGUAUUAUUUUUAAUUUUUGAUAUAAUUGAUUUAUUCAUCUGCGUUUAUUUUUAAACGUAAAAGCAAUGCAGAAUACUAAUGAGGAAAAAAAUUUGCUCAUGAUAUUAUUAAUUUUUUAAUUUUAUAAAUUUUUUUAUUAUUGUAAACUAUAGACGUAUUUAAUUAUCGUCUUCCUAAUAUAAUGUAGUAUUGAUAAAUAUGUGAUCAGCGCUUUAUUGCCGUCCAAUAUAUAAAUCCUUAUUAGCUGCUGUUUCAAUUUGUUAAAGGAAAAAAAAAAAAA
This is a messenger RNA of Centruroides sculpturatus (bark scorpion), 2560 nucleotides long. Its product is annotated as delta-sarcoglycan-like. Gene Ontology annotation, biological process: heart contraction; cardiac muscle tissue development. Bases 389 to 1324 code for a protein of 311 amino acids. Gene Ontology annotation, cellular component: sarcoglycan complex; sarcolemma. Lineage: Eukaryota; Metazoa; Arthropoda; Arachnida; Scorpiones; Buthidae. The transcript is spliced from 9 exons. The record is from RefSeq and is a predicted model, not a curated record.